Messenger RNA from Fraxinus pennsylvanica, 582 nucleotides. The record is from the annotation of a GenBank genome assembly. NCBI's taxonomy places the organism in Eukaryota, Viridiplantae, Streptophyta, Magnoliopsida, Lamiales, Oleaceae.
AUGCAAAACUACAGCCAUCCUUGUUUUGUAGAAAUCACUUUGAUAUCAGCUCAAGAUCUCAGAUUAGCUUCUUCUGUUUUCUGCCGCCGCCGCCGCCUCAGGCCGUUCAUAACCAUCACCACCACGUACAGUGAUAAACAGCUGAAAGUGUACAAAACAAAGGUUGAUGAAAAAGGAGGUGUAAAUCCCACAUGGGGUGACAAGUUUCAGUUACCUCUUGAUCAAACAUUUUUUCACAUAAGAAAAUCAGGAAUUUAUCUCCAACUUUACACCAAGCAUCUUUUGAUGGGUAAUACUCAACUGGGAUGGUGUCUGAUUCCGGUGUCAGAUAUAGUCGGGGGGUUAAUUCCGAUGGGGUCGACCCAAUUCUUAAGUUAUCGGUUAAGGGAUAGAGAUGGUUCGAGGGGGCAUGGGGUUGUGAACGUUGCAGUAAAGUUGGAAGGGAACCCCCCGACACCAUGCCCUCCUCGGUUGGAGAUGACAGCAGAGGGGAAUGUGAGUGAUAUGGUGAUCGGAAUUCCGGUGAAAAUGUUGCCGGAGAGGAAUGAGUUUUCCCAAGGGCAUGUAGGAGCUGGUUGCUAG